This is a messenger RNA of Annulohypoxylon truncatum, 1610 nucleotides long. RefSeq lists its product as uncharacterized. The transcript has a single exon. NCBI's taxonomy places the organism in Eukaryota, Fungi, Ascomycota, Sordariomycetes, Xylariales, Hypoxylaceae. Bases 102 to 1256 code for a protein of 384 amino acids. The record is from RefSeq and is a predicted model, not a curated record.
AACGUCUGCGCUUCGUAUUGUCUUAUAGCACUGCAUUCCCGCACACUUCGUAUUGCUGCAUCUCAACGUCUUUCUCUAGUAAUGUAAUCUUUUAGUUCAAGAUGAAUUGGUAUAGAAGUUCGACGAUAAUAACAGAGCAGCCUGCUGUCGUGAAGCCGGAGAGCACCGGUAAGAAGCUAAGGCGGAAGCUCCAAAAGAUCGGUACUCAGCAGCGCUGGCAUAAGUCCAGCGAAAGCAACGACGUCAAGAAGGCCGAAAACACCAACGCCAACCCAAAUACUGAAGCAAAAGCGAUCUCGAAACCUAUUCCUCGUCCCGAUCCUAGGGCAUUUCCGGAAACACCUGACCCUAACGAUGGCAAAUGGCUCGAACAGCUCCGCAAGAGCGGAUAUCUCUGUCGCACACAGCCUCUCGUGCAACCAAGCCAUAAGCCUCACCGGCACUCUAUGCAAGUGAUUCCCGAGCUCGCGCAUCUCAGUAUCCCCGAAACGAAACCGGGAAGGCAGCUAGACAAGAGGGCAUCUUGUGCUAUUCCACCUUCUACAGCCUCGCUAUCGAGACGGUACGCAAAGACGCCCGUGCACCACAUCGGGCAAUUAGAAAACCCCACAAAGCGAAAGAACGAACUCGCAGCUCAUAGAGUGUCGAGCGUCGAGAUGAUAGCGGAAUCGUAUAGGGCCUUGCUAGAAUCGAGCUGCGCCAUAUUAAAUGAACCGUCUUCGCCGUCGCGCCAUGAGGAACCCUACCACGCUAGCGUGAAUAAGUACGGCGUCCGAGAAGACACCAUUCAUGAAAUUCCCGAUACUUCAUCCGCAACGGGAUCGCCUCACUCAGAUGACGGAACAUUAGUAGCCUUUGAGGAGGACACUGUCUCAUUCAAGCCAGUUUCAGUCUCGCCCGAACCUCCUUCGCCACGGGAUAUUCACCCGCAUAGGCUAUCAAUUCCUCCGCCGAGACGAGCAUCACCCGGAAGCCACAGCUUACAGAUCUGCUUCGACCUGCUCGGGCGCGAACUAUCCUCGGCAGCGAGUGGCUCGUCUCUUCGCCCGUCAGCGGAGACAUCAGCGCUGCAGGUGUGGGUCAUGAUCGAAGCUUACGAGAGACUACGGGACAAGGUCUACGACAUGCGGCUAGAUCGUGACCAAGAACAUUCUUUAAGCGCCAUGCUCGAUACGUGGAUUAGGGCAUUAUAUUCCGUCCAUGAUAAGAUGACUGGGGGCGACGGACAUGAGAGUGAGAGUGAUUACGGCGAUUGAGAGCCUGAGAUUCCCCUUUGUUGAACGUUUUGGGGUUCCCUAGAAUUAUACCAUUUGUAAUGACGUGAUACUCAUUAAAGCUUCGAGAUAUCAAAAGUUGUAUUAGAUUGGACUAGAAAAGCCGGAUUGGUCUAGGAGAUGGGGAAAGGACCAGAUUCUCGGCCAUGUACGAUGAAAGUUAUGCGAAGUUAUACGAGAUUAUGCGAAUUAAUAUAAUAACAUCGAUACGGACCACCGAGGGGUUCUUGCCCCGCCAUUCCUAGGGGACUUCCCCACUAUGAUAACCUUAGAUAACGCUUUCUACUAGGAUGGAUGCCGGCAUAAUGGAUUAACUAAGGCACUUUAGCGGGAAGG